Messenger RNA from Klebsormidium nitens, 4607 nucleotides. The record is from the annotation of a GenBank genome assembly. Lineage: Eukaryota; Viridiplantae; Streptophyta; Klebsormidiophyceae; Klebsormidiales; Klebsormidiaceae.
CGUGCCUCCAAACUUCCCUGAAGGCGCCAUUCCCUUCGAGCCACUGGCAGACGCUUCCCUAGAGGCGCCACUGCAACUUAUUGGAGAUGACCUCAGAAGGCACAUGCACUGGCAAGGACCGCUGAGAUUACUGGUAAUUUACCGCAGGUCAUACUUCGACCAGCUUGCAAACGCCAGUUGGUAGUAUAAGGCGAAAGAUGGGAGCCCCAUGGGAGUCCCAUUGUGGGUUGACAUGACUCUGCAGCUAGACAGCAAAUGAGGGAAGCCUUUGGGAAAAGGAUGGUUAUGCAUUGAAUUGUAGCUGCUUGCUAUUAUCUUUGCUCAACAGGUGCGAGUAGCGCGCCCUCUGUUAUUUCUCAUGAAGUCGAGCAGCCUCCUGAAGACGCCCUUCAAAGAUGUCUGGUGGCAAAGCCCGCUUGAAAUGGUUGGAAGCAGGAGUUUACUUGGGGACUUGAGAGGAUAAGGAGGAGAGGAAGUAAGAGAAAGCUUGGCCUUGAAACACGAGAGGAGCUGGUUUGCAAUAAUGAGAGUCCCUAGUGCCAAGGGAUCUUACAUUGAAGGACGGUAUUGACAGCUUGGCUUUGCACUAUGCGAUAAUGGCAUCGAAGAAGCUGCCAGCAAACUACAUGAAACGGUCGAGGUUGAGGGGGAAGACAUUUAGAGCAUGGCUGAAUGCUGCGAUGUACAUCUACCUUGUGUGUGGCCUGAGUUGGGUUGCCUACAAUUGUCCUGCAAUGUACAUCUCAGAGAAGAACGCGGAGCUGGAGGUGCUCAGCUACAAGUGCAAGAACCGCGCGUCUGUCCUGCACACAGAGAUGCUAGCCAACAGGAACUCUGUUCAGGUUUUCAUCGGUUUUGUCACGAGCGUCCCCAACAUAGGCAAGGAAGUGUUUGAGCGCUUUGCGAUGGCAACAUCCGAUGCACGUCCGCUCAUUGUUGGCGUUGCCUGGAUUGAGAUUGUGAAACAUGAGGACCGGGCGGCCAAAGAGGUGGAGCUGGAACAUACAUUCAUGGAGCUGGAUUACACCGGUUCAGUGGAGUAUCUGACGGCCGAUAAGCCGCGAGGGGUCGCUGAGGAGUACGGAGUGGUUAUCUAUUCGGUGAUGCCCGAACUAUUUCGAAAGGUGGUGCGGCCUGGUCUGGACGUGUUUCCACUUGCGUCACGAAGGCCGUUCCUGGACGUGUCUCGCCGCACAGGGCAAGCGGUGCACACGGGGCCGCUCGACUACCUGAAGAGGGAGAAAGGCAUGGAGGGCGGCAACGGCCACGGCUUCACGGCCUACAUGCCGUGGUACAACUCCACAUCGGAAGAGGACCUCAGCCCCGAGCAGCGUUGGAAAGCCUGCCGCGGCUGGCUGGCCGCGGUGUUCGACAUCGAGGCGAUUGCGCGCAAGGUCCUCCUCAACUUCGCCGCCGAGAAGCACAUCCUCAUGCGGCUCUACGACGCGACACCUGGCACCACGCCGGAAAAGGGCCUGAUUUACGAUCCGCCCGAGUCGCCGCUUCCAGACGAUAACCACGACCAAGAGUAUGGGUACGUGCAGCCGUUUGAGUGCGGGAGGCGCACGUACGAGGUGCGCUGCUGGGACCCGACGUUCAGCCGGUGGCGCCUCAUCAAGACGGUGCUGGAGUGGUCGGUGUUCCGCGUGCUCGUGUUUUUGCUACUGGGCUACGUUGCGCGGUUGACGGGGAAGCGGUUGAAGGAAGUGGAGCGCGACUUUGAGCGGAUUGCCUGCCUAAACGAGGAGCUCAAGGAGGCGAAAGUAGUUGCGGAGGCGGGGGUGCGGUCCAGGAGCAGCUUCAUCGCCACCAUGAGCCACGAGAUCAGGACGCCGUUGAACGGGCUGCUGGGCAUGCAGAGCCUGCUGCUGACGACCGAGCUGACGCCCCUCCAGCUAGAUUAUGUCAACACGGGCCAGGCCAGCGGCUCCGCGCUGCUCAGCCUCAUCAACGACAUCCUCGAUUUCUCCAAGAUCGACGCGGGCAAGAUGGAGAUUGAGACGAUCCCGUACGAUUUCCGUGCGGCGGUGGACGACGUGCUGAGCCUGUUCCAGGACAAGAGCCGCGAGAAGCACGUCGAGCUGGCCAGCCUCGUGCAGGAUGCCGUCCCGGAGCGGGUCACCGGGGACCCGCAGCGCCUGCGCCAAGUGCUCAUGAACCUGGUCUCGAACGCCGUUAAGUUCACCGAGACGGGCAGCAUCUUCGUGUGCGCCCAAGUGGGCACGUUCAGCCUCAGCACGCUAUCCUCCACUGAGCCCUCUCCUGGGGGAUCCCUCCGCACCCCGGAGUUCUCUCCCAAGCCCCCCACCCCGACCACCCCCCUCUUCAGCACGCUCCGCCGCCGCUUCCGCUCGUCCUCCGCUUCCUCCAGCACCUCCGAACCGCAGCCGUUCGAUGAGGCGCUUCUCACCCCAUCGACGGCCCAGAGCUCCCCGAUCACAAAGUCGGCGAGCUCUUCCGGUUUGAUGCACUGGUCGUCGGCCAAGAACACGCCGCAGAUCCAGAGCGCGAGCGAUUUGCUGAUCCCGAGCAUGUUGGAAGAGGACUGCGGCGAGGCGGACCCCCGGGUUUUGCAGAGGUUCAAGCAGGCGCAUUCUGGCGCGCAGCCCGGGGAGAAGAUUCGGCUGCUGCUCUCCGUGGAGGACACCGGAAUCGGUAUUCGAGAAGAAGCAAAACCGCGGCUGUUCGAGCCAUUUGGGCAGGCGGAGAGCUCGACCUCCCGCCAAUUUGGGGGUACGGGGAUUGGUCUUCCGAUCAGCCAGCGCCUGGUGGAGCUGAUGGGCGGCACGAUGGGCGUGACGAGCGAGCCGGGCCGGGGGUCCACCUUCAUCUUCGACAUCGAGGUCGGAGUCGACACGCCACCCCCCCCGGAGAUGGCCAGCGCCAGCCCCCGCGUCAGCCAGCAAUUCCCGGAGCUGCACGAUCUGCACGUGAUCGUGCUGGAGCCGUCCCCCCUCCGCCAAGAGAUCAUUGCGUGCUGCCUGCGCCGGCUGGGCCUCUUCCCCGUCUGCUGCGAGACCAUCGAGGAGGCGCUCGACCAGCUGCCCCGCCCCGCUGACGUCACCCCGCCCCGGACCCACGUCAUCCUCGUCAAUGUGCGCGCGCACGGCGGCCAGCUGGCGCGCGACCUGCUCGCGCACCCCGCGCGGAAGGCCGCAAAAGCGCCCGUCGUGGGGCUCAGCACGGGCAUGGACUCCGCGGAGGAGAAGCGAGAGUUGGCGCGCGGGUUUGCGGGGCUGCUGCAGAGCCCGCUGCGACCCGCGACCGUCGCGGUGUGUCUGUCGGGGCUCGUGAACAAGCGCGCGCCGACGCGCGUCAGGGCGGUCAGUGAGGAGGCGCCCGCGGUGUGGCUCCAGGGAAAAAAGGUGCUCGUGGUCGACGAUACGCUGGUGAAUCGGAAGGUGGCGUCGCGCAUGCUGCAGGUCUUCAAAUGCGAGGCCGUCGGUGUCGGCGGAGGUGCGCAGGCGCUUGACAAACUUCAGGAGUUUGGAUUUGGAGCGUUUGACAUGGUCCUCAUGGACGUUCAGAUGCCGGGCAUGGACGGGUACGAGACAACCCGCCGGAUCCGCCGCCUAGAGCACGAGUUUUGGGCUGCCAGGAACGCCCCCUCCAAUACCGCCGCCCCAGAUGACGUCACCCCCCCUGCCGAGACCGACUCUUUCAGCACGGACCUCCCGAGCAUCGCCGAAGCGCGUGGCCAGGGGGAUCCCUGGCCCGGGGCUGCCCCCCGUGGCAGCGACAUCGAGAGCCACAGCAGCGCGGAGCUCGACGCUGACGUCAGCGGCCGGCGGGACAGUGACGCCAGCCUGCGACGGGAGAGCGAGGCCAGCAAGAGCGCACCGAGCCCCCGGCUGGCGCGCGACAGCUUCCGCUCGAGCGGGAGUUCCAGUUCGAGCAGCUCGGGGGAGCUCAUAAUCGCGGGGGGAAACAGCUUCGAUUCGGACGAGGGGCGGCUGAAGCUGCCGGUUCUGCGGACGUCCGACGGCCGGCGCGGGCCGACGGGCGAGGGGCAGGAGCGCACGCUGUGGGUGGAGGGGCGGCAGAUCGGGGCGCGCCUCCCGAUUAUCGCGCUGACCGCCGACGUGCUAGCGGGCACCCGCGAGCAGUGCAUGGAGGCGGGCAUGGACGGGUACCUCUCCAAGCCUUUGGACCAGAAGCUCCUCAAGGACGUGCUGAACAAGUGCCCACAAGCAGCUUCAGCAGCCUUCGAGGACACGUGGCAGAAGCUAGACAUUGCAUCCAACGAACAAGAAAGCGCCACGUUCCUCGACAUGCCUAGCGCGUCCGACAGCAUGAGGAGGCAGCGGAGGAGCGAUCGGCAGAACAGUCUCCAGGCGCUGAAGAGGGACUUUGACGAGCUGGCUGCGCGCGCGCACGAGCGGAUCAGGCGGGACGAGGAGCGCCUCCGAGAGCAGCGGAACGAGCUGGAACAGCGGCAACAAGAAAACGUCAGAGGGACCAACGAAUGCAUCGUAUGCUGCGAAGAAUGGAGCGACACUGUGGUCCGUCACCGAUUCGAGUGCGGACACGCAGUGACCCGCGGAGACUGCUGUAAGGUUUGGCUGGCGAAGCAAGAGGAGCCCCAAAAGCGGCAGCGUUAUCGUUAG